GGCGGUUGAAGUUUUCACCUAUUUUGAAGUUCUUUACAUUGACAAAAAUAACUACAAGAUCACUACCUUCUUGUCAGUGUAUAAAUAAAGCAGCAUGGAUUCAGCUCCGGUUCUGAUGGAUGAGAAGUUCCUGCUCCAGGUUCUCAGACAAAAUUACACUGAUAUUUCCUUCCAAGAUGUGGAUGACGUAGACGAAUUAGACUUGGACUUUAAAGGAAUUGUGAAAAUUGAGCUCUUAACGAAUUUCACAAAUCUGGUCACCCUCAAUCUGAACGGCAACCGCAUCCAGAAGAUUCAAGGCCUGGACGGCCUGGUUAAUCUCAAAUGGCUCCAUCUGUCAUUUAACAGGAUCAAAAAAAUGGAGGGUCUGGAGUCGCUGCGGAAGCUUGAAGUGCUGGAUUUGUCCAACAACAGAAUCUCUGCCAUUGAGAACAUGGAUACACUUGAGAACCUCACUCAUUUUGCAAUUAGAAACAACCUCAUCAGUGAGAUGAGCAAUGUGAUGUACCUCAGGAGAUUUAAAGAGUUGUACCAAGUGUACUUUUCUGGAAAUCCUAUCUCUGAGGAGGGUGAAUACGAAAUGUUUAUUGCUGCCUUUCUUCCAACCGUGAGGGGCCUAGACAAGAUACGUUUUGACAAGGAGACGAAGGAAAAAGCACGUGCCAACUACAAGUCCGCCCUUGACAUGUUGGACGAGGAAGUAGUGCAGAAACAACAAGAUGCUGAAGCUCAGAUGAGGAAGGAAGCUGAGCUAAAAUUACACAAAGGCCAAAUGAUGAAGCUGUUCAAGUCCUUAUUUGACAGCGGGCUGGCUGAGCACAAACGUAGGGAAGCAGAGCUGAAUGAUUACUUCAGUGGCCAGGCUGACACUACCAAAUACUACAGGGAAAAAGCAACUGAGGUGAUGGACAAGUAUGACGAGCAACAUGACGAGGUGAUAUUAAAGGUGAUGAAGUUACAUGUAAGUGACAAAGACCUGAUUCAUGCUGAGAUUGAACCUCGUUUUGGUGAAAUCCAACCACUGGUUGAUCAACUCAUGAUGAUCAACUCUGAGCUGACAGACAACCUGAAUGAAAACUUGUCGACGUUGGACAGCUGCAUCUCAGAGAUGGUAGACGACUUCUGUAAAACUGCAAAGGAGAUAUAUCCUUUUUUUCUCAGUCAGCAUAGGAGCAAUUCAUUAUUUUUAGGAUUGCUUCUUUACAUUUUUAAGUGA
Molecule: messenger RNA, 1216 nt
Organism: Cololabis saira (Pacific saury)
Lineage: Eukaryota; Metazoa; Chordata; Actinopteri; Beloniformes; Belonidae
Product: dynein regulatory complex subunit 3-like
Exons: 9
Coding region: 95-1216 (373 amino acids)
Molecular function (GO): protein binding
Source: RefSeq, a predicted model, not a curated record